CUACCAACCACUAAUAGAAGGGCUAAGGCGAGUGACAGGGAAACACCAAAAGCCCAAUCCCCCCAAUGCAAUCCCAAAACUUUGUCCCUUCCUUAUCCUAUCUUCUCCCCCUCCUCCCAUUGAAAUCCCUUCUCCAGAUUUCCUUUGUUUAUAUCUCUCUAUAUAUAUUAUCCCAAUCUUUUAAUAGGCUCCAAAGCUCCCAUUGUCCAUUUAUCACAACCCCAUUUUUUCAACUCCAUUCAUUCAUUUCUCAGCAGAUAAGAGUGUUUUUGGGUUUCAUUUCUUUCUUUCUUUCUUUUAUAGCUUUUCUCCAUUUGGUCUCAGAAUUGAACCAAGAGAAGGUUAUGGCCCCCAAGUCUGGCAGGGGAAAGGGAAGCAAAGCCAAGUCUGAGAAGAAGAAGAAGGAAGAGAAAGUUGUUCCUAGUGUUGUGGACAUCACAGUCAUCACUCCCUAUGAUACCCAAGUUGUUCUCAAGGGCAUCUCCACGGACAGGAUACUGGAUGUGAAGAGGCUUUUAGCUUCCAAUGUGCAAACUUGUCAUUUCACCAGCUAUUCUUUGUCCCAUGAGGUGAAAGGAGCAAAGCUUACUGACAGGUUAGAAGUUGUUGCUCUAAAACCAUGUUUGCUGAGAAUGGUUGAAGAGGAUUAUGCGGACCAGGCCCAGGCACAGGCUCAUGUUCGAAGGCUACUCGACAUCAUCGCGUGCACCACGCGCUUCGGCAAGUCCAAAGGCGGGAAAUCUUCAACGGCCUCCGCGAAUGACGCCCGCUCCCGGAAGCACAAGCCGCAGCAGGCUCCGGAGACCGCCCGGCCGAAUUCUCCGUCGGACGGAGCCGUGCAGUCGUCGGGGUUACCCUCUCCUUCCGCUCCGGAGGAAACCGACAUGCUGGCAAUCCACCCGAUUCCGAAGCUUUCGGAUUUUUACGAGUUCCUGUCUUUAUCUCAUCUCCAUCCGCCGAUUACAAGUUUGAAGAGAGUGGAAGUGAAGGAUGGCCAGUCGGAUCAAAAUAGUGAUUAUUUUGAAAUUCAGGUUAAGAUAUGCAAUGGGAAGUUACUACACGUGGCUGCUUCAAAAACUGGCUUUUAUCCUUUGGGAAAGCCUCUUAUACGAGCCCAUAGUUUGGUUGAUCUUCUUCAACAGCUUAGCCAAGCUUUUGCCAAAGCGUAUGAAUCUUUAAUGAGUGCUUUUGUUGAUCAUAAUAAGUUUGGUAAUCUUCCAUAUGGAUUCCGCGCAAACACAUGGCUUGUCCCUCCAGCUCUUAUAGAUCCUGAAACAAAUUUCAUUCCUCUUCCAGUUGAAGAUGAGAGCUGGGGUGGUAAUGGUGGAGGCCAGGGAAGAAGUGGAGAGCAUGACUUUAGACCUUGGGCUUCAGAAUUUCAAUUACUUGCAAAGCUUCCUUGUAAAACCGAAGAAGAAAGGGUUGUUCGGGACCGCAAGGUCUUUUUGCUCCAUAAUCUUUUUGUUGAUGUAGCAAUUGUGAAAGCUGUUGGUGCAAUAAGGAAAGUCAUUGACUCCACUGCGGCAUCUACUCCGACUUCUCUUCACUCAGUUUGGGGUUCAGUGUUAUUUGAGGAUCACAUUGGGGAUUUAUGUGUUACGGUGAUUAAAGAUUCCACUGACGCUAGCUGUAAAGGAUUGAAGAUUGUUGGCAUUAAAAGUUUUGAUGAAUCUGCUGAAGAAUUUGGUCAAAGAAAUUUACUUAAAGGGGUAACUGCAGAUGAAAGUGUCCUUGCACAUGAUACAUUAUCACUUGGUAUGGUUACUGUAAGACACUGUGGUUACACUGCUAUUGUGAAAGUUGCGGCUGGUCAUGCGGAGGAGAGGAGCCUAGUACAAGAUAUUGUAAUUGAUGAACAACCAGAUGGGGGAGCGAAUGCACUCAACAUAAACAGCCUACGCUAUCUCCUUUUAAAUCCAAGGAUGCUUGAAUGUUCUGUGAGAAGCCAAUCUCAUGAAGAUAAACACACAGAUUAUGAAUCUCCUGGAUCCCCCAUUCUUGAGAUUAUUAAAGAUAGUUUGAUAAAGUUGCAAAACAAGCCUCCAAUACUGAAAAAAUCAUUCAGAUGGGAGCUUGGAUCUUGCUGGAUGCAGCAUCUACAAAAGAAGGAGCCUACAACAGAAAAGGAUCCCAAGAAGGUUGGAAAAGAUGGUAAGGAUGAGCUACUAAUCAAAGGAUUAGGGAAGCAAUUUAAAAUGUUAAAAAAGAGGGAGCGUAAAUCUUCGAAUAAUAACGCAACAGAGGCAAAUGAAGCCAUUGAUGACUCAACUAGUACUCCGAAUGUGGAAUGCAUCUUAGCUGAGCAAACCAAUGAUGAGUCCAGUUCAAAGGCAGAGUGGUUGAAAUAUGUUUCUGAAGAAGCAUAUCUCCGUCUCAAAGAGAGUGGAUCGAGUCUUCAUCUAAAGCCACUAGAUGAUAUCUUCAAGAUGGCGGAGAAAUAUUACGAUGAUAUUGCCCUUCCUAAGCUGGUAGCAGACUUCGCCUCUUUAGAACUUUCACCUGUUGAUGGUCGAACUCUGACGGACUUCAUGCACCUAAGAGGAUUGCAAAUGUGUUCUUUGGGAAGAGUGGUUGAGCUUGCUGAGAAUCUUCCACACAUACAGUCCCUUUGUGUUCAUGAGAUGGUCACUCGUGCUUUUAAGUACAUUCUUAGAGCUGUUAUUGCCGCUACUAGUGACUCGGCUUACUUGCGAUCUGCGAUUGCGUCCUCUCUAAACUUCAUGCUUGGAUCCAAUCCAACAGAGGUUAAUAAUGAGAAGUUUAGUGGUGACCAAACUCUCAAGUUCCAUUGGUUAAGUGAAUUUCUAUUGAAAAGAUUUAGUUGGAAUCUGGGAGAUGAAUUCAAGCACCUAAGAAAAUUGUCAAUUCUUCGUGGACUCUGUCAUAAGGUUGGAAUAGAAUUGAUUCCUAGAGAUUAUGACAUGGAAAGCCCAAAUCCAUUUAGUGAAGCUGAUAUCAUCAGUUUAGUACCUAUGUGUAAACAUGUUGUAUGCUCUUCUGCCGAUGGUCGUACUUUGCUGGAGUCCUCUAAGAUUGCUCUUGAUAAAGGAAAGCUGGAAGAUGCACUAAACUUUGGGACAAAGGCAUUGACAAAAAUGAUUGCUGUAUGUGGCUCUUAUCAUCGCACCAUAGCAAGUGCCUAUAGCUUGCUGGCAGUUGUUCUUUAUCACACAGGAGACUUUAAUCAGGCAACUAUUUAUCAGCAGAAGGCGUUGGAUAUUAAUGAGAGGGAACUGGGUCUUGACCACCCAGAUACAAUGAAAAGCUACGGUGAUCUCUCAGUGUUCUACUAUCGCCUUCAACAUAUUGAACUUGCCCUGAAAUAUGUCAACCGAGCCCUGUUUCUGCUUCACUUUACCUGCGGCCUAUCACAUCCAAACACAGCUGCUACAUACAUUAAUGUGGCUAUGAUGGAAGAGGGGAUGGGAAAUGCACAAAUUGCACUCAGAUAUCUCCAUGAAGCCCUUAAGUGUAACAAGCGGCUACUUGGACCUGAUCACAUUCAGACUGCUGCCAGUUAUCAUGCGAUAGCCAUUGCUCUUUCACUAAUGGAAGCAUAUUCUUUGAGUGUUCAACAUGAGCAAACUACACUUCAAAUUCUUCGAGCUAAGCUUGGACCUGAUGAUCUCCGAACUCAGGAUGCUGCUGCCUGGCUUGAAUACUUUGAAUCAAAAGCAUUAGAGCAACAAGAGGCUGCACGGUCUGGAACACCAAAACCUGAUGCUUCCAUUGCUAGCAAAGGACACCUAAGUGUAUCAGAUCUCUUAGAUUACAUAAAUCCAGAUAAAGAUGUAAAGACUUUUGAUUUGCACCGUAAACGGCGUUCAAAGGUGCAUCCAGUGUCUGAAAAAUCUCAGAAAGGACCUUGUGAUGGUAACAACUCUGAGAGCAUAGACAUUGCAGAAAUUUGUAUAUCCAUCAAACCUGUUGAUCAUGAAGAGGAUAAGGAUAGCACUACUUCUCCUCCAGAAUUCAUGGUUCCUCCUAGACCAACGAGUAAUGAACAGCCUCUGCUUGUCGAAGUACCUGUUUCCGAAACUAGUCCAGAUCACGGGUGGCAAGAAGCUAAUGUGAAAGGGCGCAGUGGUCAUUCCACUGCAAAAAAUAGUAUCCGUAAGAGACCAAAUCUAGCCAAGAUAAAAACAGGUCCUGCUUAUUCCUCACGGAACGUGAUAUCUAGGAAAGAUGUUAUCCCGCAGGGGCGCAAUGGUGCAUAUAGAAAAGUUUCUUCUGAAUUCUCUUUUGAAAAAAAGGCUCCCAACUUUAACUCUUCUAAAGUAGCACCUCCAAAAGGUUGUUCCUCAUCAACUGUUAGUGUUUCACCCCCUCCUGCCAAUCUCAACACUGUGUCCUCCAAAUCGCUAUCCUACAAAGAUGUAGCUGUGGCCCCACCUGGUACGGUUCUAAAGCCCUCAAAGGAAGUUGAAGAAUUAAACAAAGACAGUUCCGAUUCCCAGAUAUCUGUUAGUCCGCCUCAGACACCCCCUAUAGAGGAUGCAAGACUCACAGUAAGAGUGGAUGACUCUUCUGGUAAUUAUGAAGAUGAACGGCACAUAGCGAGUGUGCAAGAUACAUGUUGCAAUAUUGAUAAUGAAGAAGUUCAAAGAAGUGGGGGCGGGUCAGAAAGAUCAUUAAGUGAGGCAGAAGAUGUUUCAUCUCCUAAUACUCAGGAAAAGAUUGUGGAGGCGAAUGGGAGCAAGCUUUCUGCAGCUGCUGAACCAUUCAGUCCAGGUGCCUAUGCGGUCACUCAUUUGCUAAACCGUGCUGCCGUUGCUAGUUUCUAUAAUGAAAUUUCCAGGCAGGGCAUGAUUUUAGAAACAGUGGGGUUUCCAUCGAUUGCUGCAAGAGUCCCCUGCGGUCCCAGGUCUCCUAUGUAUUACAGGUCAAGCUUUUCCCGUGUGAGGUACGGUUACCCCAAGUAUCCAAUAUUUUCCAGUGAAGGGGAUGGAUUUGGCCUUGCUACAAGUAUGAAUCCACAUGCUCCCGAAUUUGUUCCAACAAAGGCAUGGAAAGUGCGUUCCACCUCUGAAGAUUCAAAACUCAGUCCGCAUGCUUCUGAUUCUGGUGUAGAGAAAGUCAAGUUGGAUGCUAAACAGAGCAAGUCAUCAAAAUUCGCUCAGGAUGUUGAAAAGACAGAACUAGCUAGGCAAAUACUACUUAGCUUCAUUGUCAAGUCGGUGCAGCAUAGUUCAGAUGCUCAGGCAGAAACUCCAGUUAUGAAGGAGUCAGAGCUUCCAGCAAGCCCAGCUGAAGCAAUUGCAAAUGAUAGAGCCAUCAUAAAGAUACAGUACGGUAAGGAUGAUGAAGGGAUGAAAACGGAGUCAACAGAAACAAUGAAUAAUGAGAGCUCAAAAAUGGUUGAUGUAAAUAGUAGUGGUACCGGUGACGCUGAAGGCUUUGUGGUGGUUGCCAAGCGGAGAAGAAACCGGUCAAAAAUCAGCAGUGGACUAGGUGAAUUGUACAGCCAGCAAUCUAUUUGUGCUUCCGUACGCUGAAUGGAAGCUUCUCCUUUAGGUAUUCCUAGGCAUCCAGCACAUCUUCAUCAGAGUCUGUUUUGAUUUUCUUCAAAUUGACAGGUGUGAUUGUAGGACUCCGACCUAAUAAACACUUGGAAUACAUUCUAAGUUUUGUUGCCUGUGAAGCCAAGCGUUUUUCUUCAAUAAUAAAGGGUCAUUCCAUAUUUUUGUUUGAGGUGGUCACGGUUCAAACUUGACCCAAACCACUGGGUGGUUUUUAAACUGGAAACUGCAUCACCGGGCAGCUCCGGAACAUAAACAGACAUCAUAAUCUGCUACACUCCAGUCUGUUUAUGGCUAAAACAUAUUCCAGUUCUGGUCUGAGUUACAGAUUUUUGUGUUGGAUUUCGGUACCACCGGUUUUAACUGAUUGGUAGGAUUAAUUAAUCAACCCCGCUUAUUGUUCUUGAAAUUUUGGUUUCUGAACCUGACCAUAGCCUCACAUAUUCAAUAUUCCCUUUCUUCCCGUUUUUGCCAUGAGAAUGCAUUAAAAAAGACUACAUGUAAUACUAGACUUAAAUCCAAUUCAUUAGCUGUUUGAACUUUUCUAAAGAUUUGGCUCACAAUAAGAUUGACUAAAACGAUCAUAUAUAUACCGUUAUCAAGAUAUCAUCAUGAAAUUCA
Molecule: messenger RNA, 6140 nt
Organism: Cuscuta epithymum
Lineage: Eukaryota; Viridiplantae; Streptophyta; Magnoliopsida; Solanales; Convolvulaceae
Source: the annotation of a GenBank genome assembly